AUGGCAGAUGUCCCUCCUCCCAGCAUGGCAGAUGUCCCUCCUCCCAGCAUGGCAGAUGUCCCUCCUCCCAGCAUGGCAGACUUCCUUCCUCCCAGCAUGGCAGAUGUCCCUCCUCCCAGCAUGGCAGACUUCCUUCCUCCCAGCAUGGCAGAUGUCCCUCCUCCCAGCAUGGCAGAUGUCCUUCCUCCCAGCAUGGCAGAUGUCCCUCCUCCCAGCAUGGCAGACUUCCUUCCUCCCAGCAUGGCAGAUGUCCUUCCUCCCAGCAUGGCAGACUUCCUUCCUCCCAGCAUGGCAGAUGUCCCUCCUCCCAGCAUGGCAGACUUCCUUCCUCCCAGCAUGGCAGAUGUCCCUCCUCCCAGCAUGGCAGAUGUCCUUCCUCCCAGCAUGGCAGAUGUCCCUCCUCCCAGCAUGGCAGACUUCCUUCCUCCCAGCAUGGCAGAUGUCCUUCCUCCCAGCAUGGCAGAUGUCCCUCCUCCCAGCAUGGCAGACUUCCUUCCUCCCAGCAUGGCAGAUGUCCCUCCUCCCAGCAUGGCAGAUGUCCUUCCUCCCAGCAUGGCAGAUGUCCCUCCUCCCAGCAUGGCAGACUUCCUUCCUCCCAGCAUGGCAGAUGUCCUUCCUCCCAGCAUGGCAGAUGUCCCUCCUCCCAGCAUGGCAGACUUCCUUCCUCCCAGCAUGGCAGAUGUCCUUCCUCCCAGCAUGGCAGACUUCCUUCCUCCCAGCAUGGCAGAUGUCCCUCCUCCCAGCAUGGCAGACUUCCUUCCUCCCAGCAUGGCAGAUGUCCUUCCUCCCAGCAUGGCAGAUGUCCCUCCUCCCAGCAUGGCAGAUGUCCCUCCUCCCAGCAUGGCAGACUUCCUUCCUCCCAGCAUGGCAGAUGUCCCUCCUCCCAGCAUGGCAGACUUCCUUCCUCCCAGCAUGGCAGAUGUCCCUCCUCCCAGCAUGGCAGACUUCCUUCCUCCCAGCAUGGCAGAUGUCCUUCCUCCCAGCAUGGCAGAUGUCCCUCCUCCCAGCAUGGCAGAUGUCCCUCCUCCCAGCAUGGCAGACUUCCUUCCUCCCAGCAUGGCAGAUGUCCCUCCUCCCAGCAUGGCAGACUUCCUUCCUCCCAGCAUGGCAGAUGUCCCUCCUCCCGGGCUCCUGCAGGAUAGGAUGAGUUGA
Rana temporaria (common frog) is the source of this 1152-nucleotide messenger RNA. RefSeq names its product extensin-1-like. Lineage: Eukaryota; Metazoa; Chordata; Amphibia; Anura; Ranidae. The transcript has a single exon. The coding region runs from base 1 to 1152 and encodes 383 amino acids. The record is from RefSeq and is a predicted model, not a curated record.